AUCUACCUCACUCUGCUCUCCUUUUUCGUCGAGGUCUCAUCCCGGCUCUCUCUCGAGUCUCUUAGCGAAAAAUUUCAAAUUCGUUUUUUCAUCUAACGUUUUCGUUUGCAGACUCCAAACUCCGAACCCUAACCCUAAUUCAACCUACUCACACUUUCACACAGCAGAAUAUGGGCGAAACAAGGGAUGAUGUGUACGAGGAGGAGCUUGUCGAUUAUGAAGAAGAGGAGGAGAAGGCCCCCGACUCCGCAGCUAAAGUCAAUGGCGAAGCCCCUAAGAAGGGAUAUGUUGGAAUUCACAGUUCAGGGUUCAGAGAUUUCCUUUUGAAGCCAGAGCUUCUUCGAGCUAUUGUGGACUCCGGGUUUGAGCAUCCGUCUGAAGUGCAACAUGAAUGUAUUCCUCAAGCUAUCCUGGGAAUGGAUGUCAUUUGUCAAGCUAAAUCUGGGAUGGGGAAAACUGCUGUUUUUGUUCUAUCAACUUUGCAGCAGAUUGACCCUGUAGCAGGCCAAGUUUCUGCACUCGUUCUUUGCCAUACUAGAGAAUUAGCUUACCAGAUCUGUCAUGAAUUUGAGAGGUUCAGUACAUACUUGCCUGAUCUCAAGGUUGCUGUCUUCUAUGGUGGUGUCAAUAUCAAACUUCACAAAGAUUUGCUGAAAAAUGAAUGCCCUCACAUUGUUGUUGGAACGCCUGGAAGAAUAUUGGCAUUGGCAAGGGAUAAAGACCUCUCCUUGAAGAAUGUGAGGCAUUUCAUCCUUGAUGAAUGUGACAAAAUGCUUGAAUCACUAGACAUGAGGAGAGACGUGCAAGAGAUUUUCAAGAUGACGCCGCAUGAUAAGCAAGUGAUGAUGUUUUCUGCAACACUCAGCAAAGAAAUCCGCCCGGUUUGCAAGAAAUUUAUGCAAGAUCCUAUGGAAAUAUAUGUUGACGAUGAAGCCAAGUUGACCCUGCAUGGUCUAGUACAGCACUACAUCAAGUUAACCGAGGCAGAGAAAAACCGCAAGUUGAACGACCUCCUUGAUGCACUGGACUUCAACCAAGUUGUUAUAUUCGUCAAGAGCGUGAGCAGAGCCGCUGAAUUGAACAAGUUACUUUCAGAGUGCAAUUUUCCCUCUAUAUGCAUCCAUUCUGGAAUGAACCAAGAAGAAAGGUUGAAGCGCUACAAAGGAUUCAAGGAGGGUCAUAACAGGAUUCUUGUGGCCACAGAUUUGGUUGGCAGAGGAAUCGACAUUGAGCGUGUUAACAUUGUUAUCAACUAUGACAUGCCAGAUUCUGCUGACACUUAUUUACACAGGGUUGGCAGAGCUGGUAGGUUUGGCACCAAAGGUCUGGCAAUUACAUUUGUUUCAUCUGCAGCGGACUCUGAUGUUCUUAAUGAUGUUCAGGAAAGGUUUGAGGUUGAUAUAAAGGAGCUUCCUGAACAGAUUGAUACUGCCACAUACAUGCCGUCUUAAUUGAAGUUUGGGUCUCUCAGUUUACAAUGAAGGCAUGGGAUAUUGGAGGAUGGGAUGAAGGAGUGUGUCGCAGGACGUUCUGUUUUUUCUGUCAGACUGAUUGAUUUUAAACGAUUUGUUUUAUGAGGUAGAAGCUCAAAGUUGAUGUAUAAGUCUUUGAACUUGUGGUCUCUAGAAACUUGCAGCCCUUCCUCCACACAACAAAGAAAGGUAGCAGCAGGCAGGCAUAACUAGGGCUUUGAGGUGUAGCCGCGUUUGAAUUUUUAGUAUCCAUUUGCAGUAUUAUUUUGUAUUAAUUAGCGCUCCAACUUUUAUGCCCCUGUGGGUUAGAACAACUUGGAGGGAAUUUUAUGUACUUUCUCCGCUUUUAAACGUCGGUAUGAAGAUUUUACAAGAAAAAUGAUCUUGUGUGAGAAGAA
Prunus mume (Japanese apricot) is the source of this 1870-nucleotide messenger RNA. The record is from RefSeq and is a predicted model, not a curated record. Lineage: Eukaryota; Viridiplantae; Streptophyta; Magnoliopsida; Rosales; Rosaceae.